Pipra filicauda (Wire-tailed manakin) is the source of this 6177-nucleotide messenger RNA. RefSeq names its product alsin Rho guanine nucleotide exchange factor ALS2 (gene ALS2). The transcript is spliced from 21 exons. The record is from RefSeq and is a predicted model, not a curated record. NCBI's taxonomy places the organism in Eukaryota, Metazoa, Chordata, Aves, Passeriformes, Pipridae. The coding region runs from base 3199 to 6126 and encodes 975 amino acids. Gene Ontology annotation, molecular function: guanyl-nucleotide exchange factor activity.
UUAAGGGAUAAUCUACAUUGUUAUGAGAUCUUUAUAACCAUGUAGUUAUAACCAUGCUGAGGUUUUUGUCAGGGAAAAUGCUCAGUAAGGAAUGUAGUGCUUUAUGAAAAGUGGGGAAUAUCAUCUUCAUGAACUCACUGUAAGCUAGGUACAAUUGGUUGAAAACCUGAAUUUGUUUAAUGACUUUGAAUCACUGUUGAUACUGAUUUUUUUCAUAUUGACAGACACUUGGAAAAAUCAGAAUUUAGAUGAAAGUAUUAGAAAAAAUGAAGUUAAGUUAGUAGACAUACACACAAUACUAAACUUAGGAAAAAUCUAGUAUGCUGCUAUGCACCUAUUUCAGAUUAAAAGAUCUGUGAUGUUAUACUUUAGUUUAGAUUUUGCCUUGGCAGUGCUGGAUCAGUUUGCUGGCUCCUUCACACGCUGUGUUGUUAGUCUUCUGUUAUAUUGGAAGAUGCUUUGUUGUUAUCUAUGUUUCUUCAUGCUGGAACAUUGAUAGGUUUGGAUGCAUGUGCAUGGCCUGCAAAAGAAAAGCAAAGACUACAAUAGUUCUGUCAUGAUUCCAUUCAAGUAUUUCCUUCUCAAAUGAGAACAUUAUCUUCACUAACCACAUCUCUUCCAUCUCCUCUGUUGUUCCUUUUCCAGAUCUGCCUUCACUUUUUCUAUUUGUUCCUACUUCUCUUUCCUUUUCCGUUUCUGCUCUUGUUCCUCUUCCUCCUCUUCACUUCUAAUGUCACCUUUCUGCCUUUUCUGUUCUCUUUCCUGUGCAGAUUUCUCAUUUUGGCAUUUUUCAGGAGGAAUCAGAACGGGAAUAUAAUUAAUAAUGAACUUAAAGUUGACAUUCAGUGAAUGAUUAUUAUUAACUGAGAUUUAACAUUUUUGAAACAUAUAUGCUUUAUGUACUUAUUAAAUUUUGUGGGGCUUUUCCUCUUGCUGUAGCCAACGAUGCCUGUUUUCUCUAUAUAACAUGUUUUACUAUUUUUUUCUUCCACUAGAUACUUGCCUUUGUGAUACUUGAUUACUCUUACAUUGAUUUCCUAGUAUUUAGUGUCCAAAUAUGUUGCUUCUUAAGCUGUAUUCUUGAACCUCUGCCAAGUUUGUGUUUUUCCCUGUAUUCUUUCUAAAUGUUUUUAAAGCUGUAACAGAUGAGUGGGCAGACACAGGGGUUUCAGUCACAGAAAAGAGGAUGCUGAGGAAACAGGUAUGGUCUAAAAAAUCAUAAAACUCUGGUAGCUGCACGGUCAUCUACAGAAUCAUCACAGAGGUGAAACGGGAAGGCUUCGGGCAGACCGUAUUUCUCCAGUUGUAAACCAGGACUGAGGGAAAUGCCAUAUCUGCCUGCGUGGAUGAUGCACAGAUAAAUAAAAAACCAAUACAAAGCCUGUUGCUAGUGAGGGUUAAUGAGUGUGGGGGUGACUUGAGAUUGGCUACACCUGUGCUUGGGGUGAAAAACGAGCGGGGGCUGCUGGAGAGCUCAGUCUGGCGUGGGGCGGCCCCGGGGCAGGUCCUGUGCGGAGCGGUGCCGCCCUGGGAGGCUGUGGGAUCAGCCCCGGGCCGGGAGAGCCCCUCGUACUGCCCCUCUGAGGGGGAGCCUCGGGACAGGGUGUGCUGUGAGGGAGCUGAGGGCUGGGAAAGUACCUGCGAGGCGAAGGAGCCCGGCUCUCCCUCCGUGCUGGGCAAGGCGCCCUGAGGGGGCACCAGCCCUGCUGUGGCGGUGGAGGCCGGCGGUGGAGCUGCCCUGCUGCAGUGGCCGUAGCCAGAAAGGACACACUGGGUAAGUCUUUGCUGUCUUUUAUAUCCUCACUGCAUGGGAGUUUGUUCAGCACAUGCCCCUGCCCACACCGGCAAGCCCCGUUCCUCCUGUCCAGGCUCCCUGCUCCCGCCCGCUGCCGUGUGGGAGGUGCGGCUGCGGUGGCUGUGGGCGGCAAUUGGCCUGAGCCGGGGAGGACUGGAAUGGCAUGGAUACUGUGGUGAUUGUUCCUUCAGAGAACAAAUGUUUCUGUCUAGGGGUAAAUCUGGUCUUUCUGUCAAUGUGUUUAUGUUUAUGUCAUAUUUUUGUGGUGCGGGGAAAGUGUCAGAACAAACUAUAAAUAGAAUCAAAGUGCUGUGUUUCAUGUAAAUCUCAUUCUAGGUACAGGAAUUUUCUCUAUGAUGUAACUUAAAAUCAAAACUCAUAAUCUUGGUCUUUCUGCCCCUCUUCUGUUUCCUGCUCCCCUUAAAUUAAUCGAAGAUACCAAGAAUCUUACUUUGAAUCUUCAUUUGUUACGGUCAGAAGAGGUGCAUCAAAUGUGUCAUCAGGACUGUAGUGAACUCCAGACAGAAAAACUGGGGGGGAAAUAUUAAGACUUUGGUGCAGGCAACUGUUAACAUAUUACAGAUGAUCUUGUCCUAAUCGACAGUACUGCUGCCUUGACCACUCUCCUGAAGGCUGAUGCUCUUGGCUGGCUGGAUUAAAUGCUCACAGUUAACUUGACCUCUGUGUGGACGAAUGGUGGAAGGCCAUGAUAUCCAGCAGAGAGAAGCUGUGAUGUGAUACAGGUGUCUUUGAAUCCUGCAGGAACUGAGUGGCUUCUUGCGGCGAAAUAAGAGCAUGGAAAGCAUUGAACAGCUGCCCGCGGUGCAAUGUGGCCGAGAUCCCUGGACAAACACACAGGAAGGCAAACGGUGAAGACAGCAAUGUCUCACCUCAGGGGACUGGGAAAAGUAUGGUGAUGUCUGGGCACAGAGAACCCCCAUCAGUUGGACUCUCCUCUGAAGCACGGGUGAAAGAAGAGGCCACAUAAGCGUUGUUUGCGGGGAAAUCUGCUCUGAUGAACGAAGAGCUCUGAAUGGCAAGUUUGCUUGUCCUGGAAGGAUGCUUUACCAGCCACACUCUUACUACUCACGGGCACAUAAGACUUGAAAAUGCAUCUGCUGUGGGCUUAUAUCGUGGCUACUGGUUUAUGAUGUCCCAGAGCUAAGAAAAGGAUAGCUGAAACUAAGCAGACUAGUACUUGAACACAGGUAUAUUUUACUCACCAUCCAGAUCUUCUCCAGCUGUUCACGAGUACCAGAAGUUCCUGCAAAUAUUGGCUGACCAUGGAUCAUUUCAACAAAUAUACAGCCUGCACUCCUGCAAGAAAUCCAAGUUUGUGAAAAUUAUAUUGUUCCUUUUGAAAGAGGAACGAUUUGGUGGUGAUGGAGUGCUGCCACUGACAGAUGGACUCACAGGAAAGAAGCUCAGAAGAGGCAGAAGGAGCCAAAGAGAGAGGCCUGGUCUAUGUCUGGAAGGCUGGUUCCUGCUCUGUAACUCCAGAAAGGCUUCUAGGACUCAGUGGCAAGACUGUAUUACAGGCAGCCCUUGGAAUACAUCAUGGAUUACUUCUAACAGAAGGUGGAGAGGUCUACAGUUUUGGAAAGCUGCCCUGGAGAUCAGGACUGGAAGAGUCAUGUGUUAAUAGUCCUAUCUUAGAAAAUACUUUGCUUGGACAUCGUGUUAUUACAGUGGCAGCUGGCAGCUUCCAUAACGGAGCCGUGACAGAAAGUGGUGUGGUGUACAUGUGGGGCAACAAUUCUGCUGGCCAGUGUGCAGUUGCUAAUCAGCCGUGUGUGCCAGAGCCACAGCUCGUCAGUAUUUGUGAUUCUGAAACAAGUCCUCUGAUAUCAGUAAGGAUUUUGCAGCUGGCAUGUGGAGAGGAGCACACACUGGCACUAUCUCUAAGCAGAGAGAUAUGGGCUUGGGGGAGUGGCUGCCAGCUCGGGCUCAUAACAACAACUUUCCCAGUGACAAAGCCACAGAAGGUGGAGCACCUGGCAGGACGCGUUGUGCUCCAGAUUGCUUGUGGAGCCCACCACAGCCUGGCUCUAGUACAAUGUCUCCCUGUGCAGGAAAUGAAGCCUAUCCCAGAAAGAUGCAAUCAUUGCAGUCAGCCUCUUAUUACCAUGACGGACAAGGAAGACCAUGUAAUCAUUUCAGAUAGUCACUGCUGCCCACUGGGUGUAGCACUGUCUGAUAACCCACCAGAAAACCAUGUCUUGUGUCCCUCAUCGGAGACCCUCGAGGGAAAAAGUGUAACAGGUGGCCCAAGUGACGACAGUCAGAAACCACCUGUGGAAGAACAGAGGCUUGUUGGUUUAGAGUCUGAUGGGCCAAGUGUGCUUUCCAGCAACGAUGGACAGGAAGGUAGUGGAAUUUCUAGUCCUGGAAAUAUUCUGUUCCCAGACAAAAAAGAGGUGAAAGAGUACUUAAUUGGUUUGUCAGAUCACUCAUUAAAUGAGAACCUGGAUAAAAACAUCUGUACAGAACCUGAACAGCCUUCUCAAGAAGACCAACUCAGUGCUUGUAUCCCUGGCCCUCCAGGUCCCAGCACAUCCACCCUGAACAGCCUGGUGGCCUCUUGUGCCUCAGCAGUGGGUGUGAGAGUAGCUGCCACGUACGAGGCUGGAGCUCUGUCUCUGAAGAAAGUCAUGAACUUCUACGGCACAUCCUCAAGUGAACCUGGAUCUCAGUCAGGCAGCAGGUCCCCAGGGCCUGAGGCUCUGAGAGACAGUCGAGAAGAGCAGGUCAGACUGGAAUCCAUGCAGGGGAAGAAGAGUUCCAGUUUAGUGGAUAUUAGAGAAGAGGAAUCUGAAGGAGGGAGUCGCAGGCUUUCCCUGCCUGGCUUGUUGUCACAAGUUUCUCCAAGGCUCUUACGGAAGGUGGGACGGGCAAAAAUGAGGACUGUGGCUCUCACUCCAACCUACAGCGGUGAGGCUGAUGCUCUUUUGCCAUCUCUGAGGACAGAGGUGUGGAGCUGGGGAAAGGGGAAGGAAGGACAGCUGGGGCAUGGUGAUGUUCUGCCAAGGCUUCAGCCACUGUGUGUGAAAAGCCUUGAUGGUAAAGAAGUGAUUCACCUCUCUGCUGGUGGCCAUCAUUCCUUAGCACUCACUGCCAAAUCCCAGGUGUAUUCAUGGGGCAGUAAUGUCUCUGGCCAGCUUGGUCACUUGAACUCCCCAACAACAGUCCCUCGUCUUGCAAAGGUGUGCGGUGAUGGUGUUUGGAGUACAGCAGCAGGACUAGAUUAUUCCCUCUUCUUAGCAGAUGAGAAAGACUUCCAACCUGGAUUAUAUUACAGUGGCCAGGAGACAAUAGAAAAUAAUUUGAAUGAAAAUAGCUGUACUAAGAGUCCAGUUUUAUUACUAGCCUGUAGUAAGAUAGGGUACAUAAGCAAUGUGAUAGCUGGUGGUGACAACUGUUUGGUCUUAGUAGACAAGAAUGUAAUGGGAUAUAUUGCCAGUUUGCACGAGUUGGCUUCUACUGAGAGAAGGUUUUAUUUCAAACUGAGUGAGAUCAAAUCUCAGGUUCUUAGACCUCUUUUAGGUUUAGAUAACUUGGGCAAUGCAAAUACAAUCCAGUUGUUGCAGGAAAUGGCAAGCAGGUUCAGCAAGCUGUGCUAUCUCAUUGGUCAACAUGGAGCUUCUUUAAGUAGCUUUCUUCAUGGCGUGAAAGAAGCCAGGAGCUUGGCCAUCCUGAAGCAUUCCAGUCUCUUUUUGGAUAGUUACACUGAGUAUUGUACUUCAGUAACAAACUUCCUCGUAAUGGGAGGAUUUAUGCUCCUUGCAAAGCCAGCAAUAGACUUCUUGAGUAAAAACCACGAGCUAUUACAGAAACUUUCUGAAAAAAAUGAGGAAAACCUCCAGCUACUGGAAGUUUUGAAUGCUCUGUUUUUCAUGCCAUUUGGACGACUUCAUAAUUAUGCCAGAACUUUGCUAAAGCUUGCCACAUGUUUUGAAGUGGCAUCUCCAGAAUACCAGAAGCUACAGGAUUCUAGUUCGUGUUACGAGAGCCUUGCUGUCCAACUUAGUAGAAAAAUAAAAGAAGCAGAAUACACACUUGGCUUCUGGAAGACCUUUCCUGGGAAAAUGACGGAUUCCUUGCGGAAGCCAGAGCGUCGUUUAAUCUGUGAAAGCAGCAACCGGGGUUUGUCUCUACAGCACGCUGGAAGAUUCUCUGUAAACUGGUUUAUCCUCUUUAAUGAUGCUUUGGUACAUGCUCAGUUCUCAACCCACCAUAUUUUUCCCUUGUCCACACUGUGGGUAGAAGCUCUUUCAGAAGAAGCUGGUAAUGUGAUGGAAUUUCACAGAUUAAAAUACUUUCCCCCCAUGUAGGAACGGAUUGAAGAUUACAACACCAGAAGAACAGUUUGUUCUUGUUUCUUC